Closterium sp. Naga37s-1 is the source of this 942-nucleotide messenger RNA. The record is from the annotation of a GenBank genome assembly. Lineage: Eukaryota; Viridiplantae; Streptophyta; Zygnematophyceae; Desmidiales; Closteriaceae.
AUGAAGUUGAAUGAGAAGGUCUUGGCAGCAGAAAAGGCUACCUACCAGCCACCACCAAAGGAGGGAGUGAUGGCAAGGGAGGAGCUGAAGGCGAAGCUGAAAGGAGUGCCGGUAGAGGAGCUGCAAGUGGAAGCUGUUGCAAUGGUGGCAGCAGCUACAAAAGUGGAUCUAGACACCCUCCAUAGGCGUCUAGGGCAUGCAGGGAUGGAGAGGAUUAAGGAGCUCGUGAAGAAGGGCAUGUCAGCCGGUGUGGAGCUGAAUGAAGGAGAUGGGAGUAAGGGGAGGCUGUCCACCAAAGGCCUUGCAGCCGAUAUGACCCCGCAUGAGGCUUUUUAUGGGAGGAAGCCGAACAUGGGGUUUGCAAGGGUGUGGGGCUGCAUGGCUCAGUAUAGGGAGCCGGUUGGACCGGACCACAAGCUCCUACCAAGGAGAAAAUGGGGGAUUAACCUUGGGAUGUGCAAGGUGAGCAAGGGCUGGGUGCUUAAGGACGUGGAGACGGGGAAGAUAGUGGUGACCAGGGACGUCAUCUUCUAUGAGGAUAUCAAUUACCUGCAGUGGAAGGGAGUGAACAAGGAGAUCGCAACGGGAGAAGCAGCUGCGCUUGAUAAGGUGGAGAAGCUGCUAGUGGAGAAGGAGAACGAGGGGAUAGGGUGUGAUGAGGAGGAGAUACAAGGUAGUGCGGACAAGCCUACCAAGGAACCUAUUUGGUCGGAGCCACAGAAGAAAAAGGUAGUAGAGGCGGCAGCAGAUGUGGAGGAAGAAGGGCGCCACGAAGGAGAGCAUGGAGAGAAGGGUGCUGAGGAGGAAACUCAGAGUGUGGAGGUUGUGGAAAGCAGUGAUGGGUCAGCAAAGGGGGAUGGCCCAUGGAGAUUGAUCGGUAGUGACGCUACUAGUGAAGCUGCUAAGGUGAUAAAUGAGCUGCAGAGGAUGGAGCCAUGGUGA